Onychostruthus taczanowskii (white-rumped snowfinch) is the source of this 2643-nucleotide messenger RNA. It is a transcript of the gene RIT1, whose product is annotated as Ras like without CAAX 1. Gene Ontology annotation, cellular component: plasma membrane. Bases 62 to 715 code for a protein of 217 amino acids. The transcript is spliced from 4 exons. Gene Ontology annotation, biological process: Ras protein signal transduction. Gene Ontology annotation, molecular function: GTPase activity; GDP binding; GTP binding. The record is from RefSeq and is a predicted model, not a curated record. NCBI's taxonomy places the organism in Eukaryota, Metazoa, Chordata, Aves, Passeriformes, Passeridae.
AGUGGGGCGGAGGAGCCGCCGCCAUUUCGGAGCGGCCGCGGGGCAGCGCUGAGGGGCGGCCAUGGAGCCCGCAGCCCGCCCGGGCGGCGGCGGCGGCGCCGCGGGGCAGUCCCGCGAGUACAAGCUCGUGAUGCUGGGCGCGGGAGGCGUCGGCAAGAGCGGUGAGUGCGGGGCUCUGAUGAGUUUUGUGCUUGUAUCCCAAUUUUUUGGGGCUGCAGAGGAUGCCUAUAAAAUCCGGAUCCGCAUCGACGACGAGCCUGCCAACCUGGAUAUUUUGGACACAGCAGGACAGGCAGAGUUCACAGCCAUGAGGGACCAGUACAUGAGGGCAGGGGAAGGUUUCAUCAUCUGCUACUCCAUCACGGACCGGCGCAGCUUCCACGAGGUGCGCGAGUUCAAGCAGCUCAUCUACCGCGUGCGCCGCACCGACGACACCCCCGUGGUGCUGGUGGGCAACAAGUCUGACCUGAGCCAGCUGCGCCAGGUGUCCAAGGAGGAAGGCUGUGCCCUGGCCAGGGAGUUCAGCUGCCCCUUCUUCGAGACGUCGGCCGCCUUCCGCUUCUUCAUCGACGACGUGUUCCACGCGCUGGUGCGCGAGAUCCGCCGCAAGGACAGGGAGGCCGUGGUGGCCCUGGAGAGGAAGUCCAAGCCCAAAAGCAGCGUCUGGAAAAGACUCAAGUCCCCCUUCAGGAGGAAGAAGGAUUCAGUCACUUGAAGAGGAAAUUGCUCUGCAGAUCAGGACAAAAGCUGUGACCUUGGGUGGCACCGAGGGGGCUCUGGGGGGCACUGCCUGGCCCUGCCGGUUGUUUUUGUUUAGAACCGUGUUGCCUUGAUUCUGGGGGUUGAACUUCACACCCAGUGACAGUCGUGCUUUGUUUGUUGUCAUUUCUUCACUGCCCCCAGCCACCGAGGCCCCUGGGUCGGUGGCCCUGCACUUGGGAGAGUUUGUCCUUGUCACAGCAACCCGGGAGCUGAACUGUGCAAACACUGCUGGGGUUGGAGGCAGCCUCACUGAAUCUGUGCUUUUCCCAGCUGCAAAAGAGCAUUUUGCUGCUCAGCCCACAGUGAGAGAGGCUGAACAAAGUGUCGUGGCCUUGGGGUCCCAGAAUUUCUCGUGCCCUCGUGAUUUCUUUCCAGGAAAAUCCACGUGGAAUCCUCGUGUGCAAGUGCAUCCAAGAGAUCAGUGCUGCAGUGAGGCAGAAUCACAGAUUCCACCUGGAACAUUCCUCUGGGGUCAGUGCCCCAGGCUGCUGCACACAGCCCAGCUUGCAGCUCCUGCCUUGCCCCAAAUCCGGCUGGGAGCGGGGCCCUGCCUUCCUCAGCCCCUUCUGGGCCAUCCUGGGGCACCAGUGACUUUGGGGAGGUUUUCCAGGGAAAAUUGCUGAUCCUGAGGCUCUGGACCCAGCAGCUCCUGAGCUCAGAGCCAGGCUCCUUGUGGUGCUCCAAAAAAAGAAUUUAUUGGUGAGGCAGAUCCUCCCCACGGGGGGACUCUGUGUCCUGGAGCUGAUUUGAUUUUCUGGAUUUUCCAGCACUUUUGGGAGCAGUGCCUGGAGCUCCUCAGGAUUUUGCUGUUCAAGAUCCCAGCUGGUUCACUCAGACCUGCUUAAAAUUCAUUUCUCUGAGCCAAAUUCAGAGAAAAAUUCCAGCAAAUUUCUCUGGGAUCCUUCAGGGUGAAAGAGCUGAUCAGACUGAAGGGAUCCUCCUGAUCCCUGUCAGGUCUGGGCUGCUCUGCCAGUGCCCCCAGCCUGAAAAUCCAGGUGUGAAAGGGCUGGUAAAGGAAGUGAGGAUUAAAAAAAAUACAUAAAAUAUAUAUAUAUAUAUGUAAAAAAACCUCCUUGUUACCUAAGAUAGGGCUGGAAAUCCUGUGCCUGUCAGUUUGAAGAAUAUUUCCUUUGUGAAAAACUUCACCAAAAGAGAAGUGUGGCAUUUAAUAUUUGCUUUGUGAUGAGCUGAACCUUUAAAUUGCUUUCCAUUUCAUCUCCUGCCUGUGCCAUGCUGCUCUGGCAGCAAUCCCAGACUCAAAAAAAUGCCUUGGAAAAUUCAGAUUGAAGCAAAAAAAUGACUGAGGAGAAUUCAGAUUGUUCAGAAUUCCAGGCUCCCUGAGCAGCCAUCACUGAGGUUCUCAUUUUUGGAUUAAAAGCUGCCUAAAACUCAGAUAAAACUCUGCUAAAACUCUGCUAAAACUCUGCUAAAACUCUGCUAAAACUCAGAUAAAACUCAGAUAAAACUCAGAUAAAAGGCCAAAAGCUGCAGCAGAGGAGGAAUGAGCUGAGCAGAGGCUCUGAGGCAUUUUUGGGUCUGUCAGCUUCAGAUCCAGCCCCUGAUGCUGAUGUUGAAUUUUCCAGUUCUUUUCCUUAAAAUCCCAUCAGCUAAAGGAGCCUGGCAGGGGAAAACAAAACCAUUUCCACCCCUAAAAAAUGGGAUUUUGUGCCUUGCCCGAGUCCUGCAGUGCAGUUGAGGUGUUUACUAAUUCCUGUUGCUUCUAGAAUUCACAGAGCAGAAGAGCAGCCAGCACUUUUUUGGUUUUGUUUUGGGUUUUUUUGGGUUUUUUUUUUACACAGUGUUAUUCAAAGAGUUUUAUUUUUUGUCUUGUAUAAAUUUGUACACAGAACGAUGGUUUUAUUUGACACAAUAAAUAUAAUU